GGGGGGCAGACAGCUGGGCAUGGGGGGCUGGAGCAUAGCCUCAUGCUCCUCUCACCCCCUGCCCCUCCCCCCACUCUUCAGCUACCUGUUGCUCGGAGCCGGAAGGGGCCCCCCCUAGAAUCCACCGCUCCUGCAGCAUGGCGCAGCAACGCGGGGUGAACAGCCUGCGUUUCAACCAGGACCAGAGCUGUUUCUGCUGUGCGAUGGAGUCCGGGGUGCGAAUCUACAAUGUGGAGCCGCUCAUGGAGAAAGGGCACCUGGAUCACGAGCAGGUGGGCAGCGUGGCCCUGGUUGAGAUGCUGCAUCGAUCCAACCUCUUGGCCAUUGUAGGGGGAGGAGGGAACCCCAAAUUCUCAGAGAUCUCAGUGCUGAUUUGGGACGACGCCCGCGAGGGGAAAGGUGGCAAAGACAAGCUGGUUCUGGAAUUCACCUUCACCAAACCUGCCCUGGCCGUGCGCAUGAGACACGACAAGAUCAUCAUUGUGCUGAGGAACCGUAUUUACGUUUAUUCCUUCCCGGAGAACCCCACCAAGCUCUUCGAGUUCGACACGCGGGACAACCCCAAAGGGCUCUGCGAUCUCUGUCCCAGUCUGGAGAAACAGCUGCUGGUGUUCCCUGGGCACAAGUGUGGCAGCCUGCAGCUGGUGGACCUGUCGAGCACCCAGCCGGGCACCUCGUCGGCACCGUUCACCAUCAACGCCCACCAGGGCGAGAUCGCCUGCGUCUCCCUCAACCAGCCGGGCACGGUGGUGGCGUCGGCUUCCCGCCAGGGCACCCUCAUCCGCCUCUUCGACACCCAGAGCAAGGAGAAGCUGGUGGAGCUGCGCCGGGGCACGGACCCCGCCACCCUGUACUGGUGAGAGCCCCGGCACUGCCCCCUCCCCCGGGCACGGACCCCCCUGGGCACGGACCCUGCCACCCUUUACCCCCCGCUGCUCCCUGAUGCGUCUCUCCCCAGGCUGGCGCGCGUGGGCAAGGUGGGCCCGGUGAUCGGCCAGUACGUGGACUCGCAGUGGAGUCUGGCCAGCUUCACGGUGCCAGCGGAGUCGGCCUGCGUCUGUGCCUUCGGCCGCAGCUCCGCCAAGACCGUCAACUCCGUCAUUGCAAUCUGCGUGGACGGCACCUUCCACAAAUACGUCUUCACGCCCGACGGCAACUGCAACCGCGAGGCCUUUGAUGUCUACCUGGACAUCUGCGACGACGACGACUUCUGAGGCCCCUGGGGCCGCCCCCCACGCCCGAGGCGCUGUUCAUGGACUUCUAGCUAUGGGAACAUUAAACUCCGGCUGUGAGAUCCACCACCCCUCCCGCUCUCACCUGGCACUGAGAUGCAGCCACCUCUGGGGUGGGGCAACAGCUGUACAUAACACUGCACUGGAAGGGCUCACGCUGCACGGAGCUGCAGCUCAGUUUGAAACAGCUGGGGCAUGUUGGGAAUUGAAUCCAGACCCCCUGCUUUCACACCCAACUGCCUGGAAGGGAAAAAGCCUGGCUUUUACCCUCUACUGCUCCUCCCUUUGCCUAGUGGCACAGACUCACCCCACCCUCAGUCGCAUUGUAAUACACUGUAAAUUCCCCCCCCUCGUUCACCGCUUGUGUAUGGUUAUGAUAUUUUGUACAAAGUA
Chrysemys picta bellii (western painted turtle) is the source of this 1625-nucleotide messenger RNA. Lineage: Eukaryota; Metazoa; Chordata; Testudines; Emydidae. The record is from RefSeq and is a predicted model, not a curated record.